AUGACGGUAUAUUUGACUGCUUCUGCAGAUGUGACAAAGGUUUACACAGUGGGUCCAGAUUAUGCUCACGCAGAAGCUCGGAAAUCUCCAGCACUUGAUGGCAAGGUAGAGAGAGAUAGUGAAGGAAAAGAAGUGAGAUACCCUGUUAUUCUCAAUGCACGAGAAAAAUUAAUUGCUUGGAAAGUCUGCCUUGCUUUUAAGCAAACAGUUUGUGGCUUUGAUUUGUUACGGGCCAAUGGACAAUCCUAUGUCUGUGAUGUCAAUGGAUUCAGUUUUGUGAAAAAUUCCAUGAAGUAUUAUGAUGAUUGUGCAAAAAUACUUGGAAAUACUGUAAUGCGAGAGCUUGCUCCACAAUUUCAUAUCCCCUGGUCGAUACCCUUAGAAGCGGAAGAUAUUCCAAUUGUACCAACUACAUCUGGAACUAUGAUGGAACUUAGAUGUGUCAUAGCUGUCAUACGUCAUGGGGAUCGAACACCAAAACAAAAAAUGAAAAUGGAAGUGAGACAUCAAAAAUUCUUUGAUCUUUUUGAGAAGUGUGAUGGAUAUAAAUCAGGGAAGUUAAAACUGAAGAAGCCAAAACAAUUGCAGGAAGUGCUAGAUAUUGCGCGACAACUUCUAACGGAGCUGGGACAAAAUAAUGAUUCUGAAAUUGAAGAAAACAAGCCAAAACUUGAACAACUUAAAACUGUACUAGAAAUGUAUGGCCAUUUUUCUGGAAUAAAUCGUAAGGUCCAAUUGACCUAUCUCCCUCACGGUUGUCCUAAAACAUCUAGUGAAGAAGAAGAUAGUCGAAGAGAAGAGCCAUCCUUACUUUUGGUUCUAAAAUGGGGAGGAGAAUUAACACCUGCAGGCAGGGUCCAGGCUGAAGAACUUGGAAGAGCUUUUAGGUGUAUGUAUCCUGGAGGUCAAGGAGAUUAUGCAGGAUUUCCUGGUUGUGGUUUACUUCGAUUGCACAGCACCUACCGACAUGACCUCAAGAUAUAUGCCUCUGAUGAAGGACGAGUCCAGAUGACUGCAGCUGCUUUUGCAAAGGGGCUAUUGGCUCUAGAAGGAGAGCUCACACCUAUUCUUGUCCAGAUGGUCAAAAGUGCAAACAUGAAUGGUCUUUUGGAUAGUGAUAGUGACUCUUUGAGCAGUUGUCAACAACGUGUGAAAGCAAGACUUCAUGAAAUACUUCAGAAAGACAGAGAUUUUACUGCUGAAGAUUAUGAAAAGGUGGGUCUUAGCAAACUCAUUGGAAAAUAUUGUAUGCAGAAAAGUACAUAAAACAACUGUAGCACUUGUACUAUAACAAAAAUACUUAUGUACUCAUUAGGUAGAGAAAUAGAAUAUUGGAACAACUCUGUCCUGUCUCUCCCUCCCUUUCCAGUUACAACCUGUUCCUAUAUCCUAGAAAUAACUACUAACCUGACUUUCGGUUGUUCUUUUUCAUAUCCCCAAUACUUAACAGAAUUAA
Castor canadensis (American beaver) is the source of this 1456-nucleotide messenger RNA. Lineage: Eukaryota; Metazoa; Chordata; Mammalia; Rodentia; Castoridae. The record is from RefSeq and is a predicted model, not a curated record.